Camponotus floridanus (Florida carpenter ant) is the source of this 2206-nucleotide messenger RNA. It is a transcript of the gene Rab9, whose product is annotated as ras-related protein Rab-9A. NCBI's taxonomy places the organism in Eukaryota, Metazoa, Arthropoda, Insecta, Hymenoptera, Formicidae. The transcript is spliced from 3 exons. Gene Ontology annotation, biological process: retrograde transport, endosome to Golgi. Gene Ontology annotation, cellular component: phagocytic vesicle; late endosome; lysosome. Gene Ontology annotation, molecular function: GTP binding; GTPase activity. The record is from RefSeq and is a predicted model, not a curated record. The coding region runs from base 970 to 1683 and encodes 237 amino acids.
ACAGAUGUUUGACAUCUGCGAGCGCUAUAUGUGUUAAAAAUUAAAUGUAAGGUUAAAAGACGAGUAGUAAGUCGUAUAAUGUUAAUCAAUGAAAAUGUGUUAGCAAUUUUGAAUUUUUCUCAAUCUUAACAAUCUACUCUCCAUCAUCUCCUAAUUAGAUGUCCUAAUUGUAUUCCUGGAUAUAUAACAGCGGCUGGUAUUUAUUUAUAAUCACAGAGGUAGCCAUAUUUUUGCGAGGGUCGCGCUUGCUCGACCUCCAACAUGGGCGUUCCUUUUGUCGUCUGCAAUGUGUCAAAUGAGCCGAAAAUGAUCGAAAACUGUUGGAUAAUCGAGUGAGAUAUUAAAUUCGCCGUGAAAAUCGAUGUGUCAACAAAGACGUCUCUGGGGAGAUCUAAAAAUGCAUUAUCCAUUUUGACAAACGUAUCGGAUUUCCGUUUGCUAUUUUUGCUGAUAGUGUCGCGAGAACAAAAGACAUUUCUAGUGCAAUUAAAUACAUUAGUUGAAUUAGAAACACGAAAGAAAAAAGUGCGAUUUCGUUUUAUCGAACAGUCUCUUUUUCACCGAAGCUUCGAAACUCUUAAUCCACCAGAUGAGAGAUCAAUGAGGGAUCCCACCGAUUCAGUAAAGGUUAUGCAGCGAAAUCGAGAAAAAAUAAAGACGUCAAAAGAAUUUUCUGCAUGCUAAUUAUUUGAUGUAAGCAAGAAAGAGAAAAAGGAAAACGGUUUUUUUUGCAAAUAAUAAGCGACAGAACACUUUAAUGCGUACUACAAGCUCCGAGAAACUAAAGUACAAGAUUCCUGUCCCAAAUCAGCUGAUCAGCAAAAAGAAUCUGUGAGAUUUAAUUAAGCUUUAAUGAGAGCAUUAUUUUGAAUAUACACAUAUUGAAAAUAUUUGCACAAAGCUCAGUUUGAGAUAAUUUUGUACGCGUGACAGACAAUAUUUAUUUCUCACGAAAAAGAAAAUUGUAAAAUGUCGGGGAACAAUUCAACGGCGAUGAAUACAAACAAAGGUAGUAAUCUCCAAAAUCGCAAUUCGCAGAGAUCUACCCUUCUGAAAGUAGUGAUACUUGGAGAUGGUGGUGUCGGAAAGUCUUGUCUUAUGAACAGAUUCGUAUCGAAUCAUUUUGAUGAGCAUAGUUUUCAUACUAUUGGAGUAGAAUUUCUAAAUAAAGAUAUUGAAAUCAAUGGCGAAGGGUAUACAUUACAAAUAUGGGACACUGCCGGCCAGGAAAGGUUUAAGACCCUCAGAACACCUUUCUAUAGGGGCUCGGAUAUUUGCCUUCUGACUUAUGCAGUAGACGAUAGGACGAGUUUUAGAAAUUUAGCAUUAUGGAGAUCUGAAUUUCUAAAAUAUGCAGAUGUUCAAGAAGAUUCCAGUUUUCCAUUUAUCGUUGUUGGUAAUAAGGUGGAUGUUGCCGAAUCUGAGAAGCAGGUGUCCACAGAAGAAGCUCAAGCUUGGUGUUUAGAAAAUGGCAGUCCUCCGCUAGUUGAGACAUCAGCGAAAGAUGCCACUAAUGUUGAGGCAGCAUUUGGGGCAGCGGUUGACGUAUGGGCGCGAUUAGAAGCUAGAUUAGAACGGCCUUUAAUAGAAGAUACCGUCGAUCUUUCUAAACAGCAAUCUCCGCAUCGUUCGAGCUGCUGCAUGCCUGUAUCUAGCGGCGAAUCUUCAUUUGUGAGCAGCUAAUUGAAAUUAUAGGGUUAUAGGAAGAUAAGCAUGCAGUAUGCAAUCUUUAUAUGAUGCAAAUCAAUAUUUCUGGAACAGACAUUUAAAGUUUCUUUCCAUUUGUAAGAAAUAUAUAAUGUCACAAAUUGAACUUGAAAUGAUGUUUUUACUCUCUUUAGGGUCAAUAAGAACAUUACGCAAUAUAAGUGUAAGAAAUUAUUUUAAUCUGAUAUUUUAUAUACUCACAAAAAAAAUGAAAAUUUAUUUGUAGUCCACAGAAAAUUCGAACUUAAGUCAAAAGUUUAAUUAAUUAAUUUCAUUUCUCAGUUUCUCUUUUCAGUUACGUCAGAGAUAGACAUUUUUACAAAUUAUACUUAAGACAUCAUUUUUUUUUAUACAAGGCAUACUUUGUUUCUAGGUCUAACAAAGUAAUUUGAAGAGAAUCUCUUGCCUGUCUACAAUACUUUCUUCAUUAUAUGGUAAACUUUCUUUAUUGACAUUGGAAUUAUGUCGAUUGUAUAUGAACGACAUAUAUAAUUUCAAA